CUGACGCAUGCCGAGACGUAAGCCCAUUAGGGCCCAAUCAAUUCAUUCACCCAUUAACAAACCCCUACAUAAACAACGUUACGCUAGGGUUUCCUCAUAAAUUUCGUCCUUCUCAAGCCGCAUAACAAUCCCAGAAGAAAAUUAGCCAUGGGGAGAAGACCUGCAAGGUGUUACCGCCAGAUUAAGAACAAGCCUUACCCAAAAUCACGGUUUUGCCGUGGUGUUCCUGAUCCAAAAAUCAGGAUCUAUGAUGUGGGUAUGAAGAAGAAGGGAGUUGAUGAAUUUCCUUUCUGUGUGCAUUUGGUCAGUUGGGAGAAGGAGAAUGUUUCAAGUGAGGCACUUGAAGCUGCUCGUAUUGCUUGCAACAAGUACAUGACCAAGUCCGCUGGAAAGGAUGCUUUCCACCUAAGGGUUAGGGUCCAUCCCUUCCAUGUUUUGCGUAUUAACAAGAUGUUGUCGUGUGCUGGGGCUGAUAGGCUCCAAACUGGUAUGAGGGGUGCUUUUGGUAAGCCACAGGGUGUCUGUGCCCGUGUUGCUAUUGGUCAAGUUCUUCUCUCUGUUCGCUGCAAAGAUGGCAACGCUAACCAUGCUCAAGAGGCUCUUCGUCGUGCAAAGUUUAAGUUCCCUGGCCGACAAAAGAUCAUUGUCAGCAGAAAGUGGGGCUUCACUAAGUUCAGCCGUACCGAUUAUCUGAGGUACAAGUCCGAGAACCGUAUUGUAAACGAUGGUGUCAAUGCUAAGCUUCUUGGAUGCCAUGGACGUCUUGCUGCACGUCAACCUGGAAGAGCUUUUUUGGAAGCAGCGACUUCAAGUUGAAGAAUUACCAAUCUGAGCCUUUAGUUUUCUACUUUCGCUGAAUGAAAUUUUGUGUCCUGAACAUCUAUCCAGUUGUGAACCAUCUAUUACUUAAGUUGUUGCUCUGCUUUGAACAAAUAUUUACCUUUUCAAAAGAUAAUUAUUGGCUUUUAUUUGGA
Messenger RNA from Lycium barbarum (goji berry), 974 nucleotides. RefSeq names its product large ribosomal subunit protein uL16-like. The record is from RefSeq and is a predicted model, not a curated record. The coding region runs from base 148 to 816 and encodes 222 amino acids. NCBI's taxonomy places the organism in Eukaryota, Viridiplantae, Streptophyta, Magnoliopsida, Solanales, Solanaceae. The transcript is spliced from 4 exons. Gene Ontology annotation, biological process: ribosomal large subunit assembly; translation. Gene Ontology annotation, cellular component: ribosome; cytosolic large ribosomal subunit. Gene Ontology annotation, molecular function: structural constituent of ribosome.